AUGCCUUCCAUGUUGAGAUUCAGUCUUGAGCACCUUUUCGCGAAGCACGACGCUUCUAAAUUUGCGGAAGUGCUGAUUCCCCUCGAGCAAGCCGAGCGUCAUCACUCUGUAGCAGCAGAAAAUGCUCGCAGAUCAAGCGUGGGCACUAACUCUGAGAAGCACGACAACGAGAAGGGCGACCUUACUCCACCUUCUGUGCGGUCAACACCAGAUGGCACCCCAACAUUGACUCUUGAGAGUCUCCGAGACGAGAUCAAUCAUGACAUCGCUGCCAGCGGGACCAACACGAGUUACGAUAUCAAGUCGAAAGUGGUCAACAAGGCCAUUCAAGACAUCGGCAUGGGAACUUAUCAAUGGCAGCUCUUCACCCUGGCCGGCUUCGGUUGGUUUGCUGACAAUCUGUGGCUCCAAGGUGUUGCUCUCACGCUGCCCAGCUUGAGCACAGAAUUCGGUGUCGACAGCAACACUGUACGAUACACCACUCUAUCUCUGUUCUUAGGUCUCUGCAUCGGAGCCUCUUUCUGGGGCAUCGCCUCGGAUAUUAUUGGUCGCAAAAUGGCUUUCAAUUGCACUCUUUUCCUUGCUGGAGCUUUUGGCCUUGCUGCCGCGGCGGGACCAAACUGGAUCGGAACUUCCGCGCUCUAUGCAUGUAUUGGACUAGGUGUUGGUGGGAAUCUUCCCGUUGAUGGCGCUCUAUUCCUCGAAUUCCUCCCCUUCGCAAGUGGCAACCUCCUCACUUUACUGUCAAUCUGGUGGCCCGUUGGUCAACUGGUUAGCUCCCUGCUCGCCUGGGCCUUUAUUCCAAACUACCCGACUCACUGGGGAUGGCGAUAA
This is a messenger RNA of Fulvia fulva, 834 nucleotides long. RefSeq names its product Major facilitator-type transporter hxnZ. The coding region runs from base 1 to 834 and encodes 277 amino acids. Lineage: Eukaryota; Fungi; Ascomycota; Dothideomycetes; Mycosphaerellales; Mycosphaerellaceae. Gene Ontology annotation, biological process: transmembrane transport. The record is from RefSeq and is a predicted model, not a curated record. The transcript is spliced from 2 exons. Gene Ontology annotation, molecular function: transmembrane transporter activity.